UAAUCUGUUCCAUGUGAGUUCAGUGACGAAAACAAAUAUAUUGUUGCUGUAUUUUCAGAGCAUCAGACGGAUCCACAUCAGCAGUUUCAGCAGAAAUCUGACAAUGAAGCUGGUAUCAGUCGUCUUCCUCCUCCUGGCUCCUCUGUUGACCAGCUGCCAGCAGCUCGUCCAACCGGUGGACUGCAGUGACAUCUACAAACAAGACAAGAGCGUCCCCAGUGGAGUGUACACCAUCUAUCCCCUUGGAGAGAGGUCUGCUGUCCAGGUGGCCAACUACGGCGUGGGAGGACAGUACGAGCCUCACUUUGACUUCGGACGGAAAGAUGAACCGGAUGCGUUUGAAGAGUUGGGGACAGGAAACAGAAUCGCCACCUGGCUGCUUUACAUGAGUGACGUACAGGCAGGGGGCGCCACCGUCUUCACUGAUGUUGGAGCUUCUGUCCGGCCCAAAAAGGUACAGUUCACUUUAGUGCUGCAGCUCCAUCAAGCCUCUCGCAGG
Micropterus dolomieu (smallmouth bass) is the source of this 499-nucleotide messenger RNA. RefSeq names its product prolyl 4-hydroxylase subunit alpha-1-like. The annotation marks the transcript as partial. The transcript has 5 exons. Gene Ontology annotation, biological process: peptidyl-proline hydroxylation to 4-hydroxy-L-proline. Gene Ontology annotation, molecular function: iron ion binding; L-ascorbic acid binding; procollagen-proline 4-dioxygenase activity. NCBI's taxonomy places the organism in Eukaryota, Metazoa, Chordata, Actinopteri, Centrarchiformes, Centrarchidae. Gene Ontology annotation, cellular component: endoplasmic reticulum. The record is from RefSeq and is a predicted model, not a curated record.